CGCGUCGCGACCGCAAUCAAUAAACAGAUGAUAACCGCACCGGAGCCAAGCUAGCUAAGUAACAUCUGAAGAGAAAGAGACUUCUUGUCACUGUUGUGAAGUGCCAAUCCUGUUUGAUACAGUGGGACAUUGUAGCUGUGCUUCCUUUCCUGCCCAGUGGGUGUUACCCCCAAAGAACCUCAACAACACCUUCCUUAUUUUUGACUACCUCCGCCUCCUCAUCCUCCACACAGCCACUCCCUGUGAUGCCUCCCUCAUGCUGUGGCUGCCUGUCACAGUACACUUAUCAUCAUCUGGCUGUCUUCCUCCUCACCUUCUUUAGUUAUGUGUUGCUGCAUGCAUCCAGGAAGACAUUCAGCAAUGUGAAAGUGAGCAUCUCAGCCCAGUGGACACCGUCCAUCCAGAAUGACAGUUUCCCUGCUUUCUCACCAACAGAGAGAUGGGAAGACAAUCAUCUGUUUGAAGAUGAAAAGCAGGCGACGCUGUUCCUUGGCGCUCUGGACUCCAUCUUCCUCUUCUCAUAUGCUGUGGGUCUAUAUUUGAGUGGGAUCAUUGGGGACAGAGUGAACCUACGUUACGUACUCUGCUUUGGCCUCUGUGGCUCUGCUGUAGUGGAGUUUUUAUUCGGUACUGUGACAGAAUGGCUCCACUUCUACAACAUCUACCUGUACUGUGGCCUGUGGGUGCUGAAUGGCCUACUGCAGUCCGCCGUCUGGCCCUGCGUGGUCGCUGUCAUGGGAAACUGGUUCAGCAAGUCAGGACGAGGCUUCGUGUUUGGCCUGUGGAGCGCUUGUGCUUCUGUUGGCAACAUUCUGGGUGCCUUUCUGGCUUCGAGUGUACUUAAGUGUGGCUACGAGUACGCCUUCCUGAUGACCUCGGGGGUGCAGUUUGCCGGUGGGGUCAUUGUGUUCUUCGGCUUGCUCACCUCCCCGAAAGAAGUCGGUCUAAGUGUGGAGAUGGAAUCAGGACUUAAGUCAGCAGAGACGGACACAGACAGCCACAAACCUCUGAUGAGUGAUGAGGAGGACGUGUGUGAGACACAGUGGAAUGAUUCAGAGCAAGACGGACCUCAGGACGAGCCCUCUCAAGCCAUCGGCUUCUUCCAAGCCUUCUGUCUCCCUGGAGUUUUGCCUUAUUCGCUGGCUUAUGCUUGUCUGAAGCUGGUCAACUAUUCCUUCUUCUUCUGGCUUCCUUUCUACCUAAGUAACAAAUACAAGUGGAAGGAGGCCCAGGCGGACCGCCUGUCUGUGUGGUACGACGUCGGAGGAAUUAUCGGCGGAAGCGUUCAGGGCCUGAUCUCAGACUGGAUGGGGAAAAGAGCACCAGUGCUGGCGGUUAGUCUGGCAGUGGCGAUGGGAUCCCUGGUGGGAUACAGCCGCUCGCCUAAUGACCAGCUGAUAAACGCCGUGCUAUUGGCUACUACGGGCUUCUUUAUCGGCGGUCCUUCCAAUAUGAUCAGCUCUGCCAUAUCUGCUGACCUGGGGAAACAGGAGGCCAUCAGGGGCAGUCAUGAGGCUCUGGCUACUGUCACCGGCAUAGUGGAUGGAACUGGAAGUAUAGGAGCUGCUGCGGGACAGUACCUGGUGUCGUUGAUUGAGAGCAGGCUGGGCUGGAUGUACGUUUUCUACUUAUUUGUUGCAAUGACAGGGGGCAGCAUUGUGUUCAUCAUUCCUUUAAUCGUCAGUGAGGUCCGUGCCAUGUGGAGAGAGAGGCGACUGCGCUGUCACCAGCUAUGAAAGUCGAAGCGUCUGUCAGCUGUAUUGUUUUCGUUCCUGAAUAUUCUUUAGGUGAGUUUCUACACGCAGAAACAUUCACCGGAUGCUGUUUCUGAUACAGGCACAAUGACCUGGAGUAA
Thalassophryne amazonica is the source of this 1855-nucleotide messenger RNA. RefSeq names its product solute carrier family 37 member 3 (gene slc37a3). Gene Ontology annotation, molecular function: transmembrane transporter activity. Gene Ontology annotation, cellular component: endoplasmic reticulum membrane. The transcript has 14 exons. The record is from RefSeq and is a predicted model, not a curated record. Gene Ontology annotation, biological process: transmembrane transport. Lineage: Eukaryota; Metazoa; Chordata; Actinopteri; Batrachoidiformes; Batrachoididae. Bases 246 to 1736 code for a protein of 496 amino acids.